AGUAGAAUGCUAAAAGCAUAGUCUGUAAGUGAAAUAAAACAAAUAUUAAACGAGUGGAAAACACAGCAUUGAUAAGAAGGCUUUGAAAUUGAAUGAACCGACUUCAGUUUGUGUAUUGUAAUUAAGGAAACUGCAGUCAAGACAAGAUGCUCAAACAGAAAUUACAGCUGGGAGUUGGGAGAAGUCUCCCUAACUUCGGUAGACGAAGGCCUAAGCAACAUAAUCGCCAAAACGUGCGGCAAUUACAUGAAACUGUGGAAAUUGAAUGCCAAACAGCACAGCUGCUUGGCGAAAUUCAAUUAACAGCGUGGAAGGGGGGAGUGAAGCGAGAGACACGUGCCGGGCUAUAAAAACAACAAACUACUCAAGUGAAGAGCCCACUCAGCACUGUCGAUUGGAUCUACGAGAUGGCCAGCUUAACGUGUCUAGUUCCGUUCGCUUUGCUUUCCGUUGCUGCAUGCAUUCAUCAGGCGCACGCGUGGAGCACUCAAGAGGAGACGGUUGAAGAGGAGUCAGAGCAGCAGGAGGAACUCGAUGCACAGCGCUGGCAGCUGGGUUAUGAGCAGUGGCAACGUCAAUGUGUGACUCACGAGCGUUCAGCUGGGAUCAGCACACGCAUCGCUCGUGGAGAAGCCGCCGAGCCGGGACAAUUUCCCCACCAAGUUGCAUUAUUGCUCCAGCUAAACAACGGCAGCUUGCGACAAUGUGGCGGCACACUUAUAACUCUGCAAUUUGUGCUGACCGCAGGCCAUUGUCUGACGAAUGCGGCAGGUGGCAAGCUCUUUUUGGGUGCCACAACAUAUGCGAAUGCCACGGCAGCAGAGGCAACAUUCGAAGUGUCGCGCAGUAACUUUAAUGUGUAUCCAGGCUAUCUGGGAUUUGGGGGCUAUCAUGAUCUGGCUUUGAUACGUCUGCCACAUGAAGUCACGCCCAGUGAGCGGGUGCAACCCAUUGCGCUGGCUCGCCAGUUCAUGCAACAGCCACUGUUGCAGGGUCAAUUAGUCAUCACAUCGGGCUGGGGCGCCACGACAGACGACGAGCUGAAUGCCACCGCACGCACACCGGAUCAAGUCGAUGGACUGCAAUAUGCGAGUGUCAAAGUGCUGGAGCAGCAGCGUUGCAUUUGCCUCUUCCUGCCCGGUUUGGUCAAUGCUCGGCGACACAUUUGCACCGAUGGCGAGGGCGGACGUGGCGCCUGUCAAGGGGAUUCAGGGGGUCCGCUGGUGUAUCGGUGGGGCAAUGUCAGCUAUUUGAUAGGGAUAACCUCGUUUGGCAGCGCCAACGGGUGCGAAGUGGAUGCGCCCACCGUGUACACGAGGAUAACUGCCUAUUUGGAGUGGAUUAUGGAUGAAGCGGGCAUCGUCGACAGUCAACAGUCAACAGUCGACAGUCAACUAAAUGCAAUUAACGCCUAAUUGUUGGCCAUUAAUUGCUUAACAAUAUAGCCAACGACCAGGAGCCAGAAACACGUCCUGCGAACGACAAUAAAACCAAUUAAAACGACACUCGCAAUAAAACCGAAUGCGAAACUCUCAACUUUUGCUUUCUCUUGUAUUUUUCGGGGUUGCCCUUUUUAUGGUCCCCAAAUGGAAAUUGUAGCUAAUAAAUAACAAUAAACACAAUGAAAUCGAAAUUGUAAUCGAUAUGUUUGGGAAAAGACUAUAAAAAUGCCAAAAACAAAAUAAAGAAAAAAUGUCAAUUAAAUUUGUCGGAGAAGGGAAAUUUGAGCUGGGCAAUCGACUAAUCGGCUUUAAUUGAGCAUUUUGAAUAGGCGAUUAACCGCAGUUUUGUGGCCAGUUUUUGUUGUGCCCACAGCAAAAUCCACAUCGACAAUCGUCGCAAUCACGCGGCGAGUGUUGAUAAAUACACAAAUACCAAAUGACCAAACAACUUUUUGCGGUCAGUUUUGCCGGUUCUCGAGUUCUCGGCGAGUUUAAUAAUAAAUCAAAUGCAACAACAAAUACCAAUAGCAAUAUCAAUCGAAAAUAUUAUUAUAAAUAAUUAUCAGUCUCAUGAUUGCGAAAUCUGUCCAAGGAAGAGACGCCGCAAACAAUGACAGUUGAAGGCCAAUAAUGCAUUUACUUAGCACAUAGAUCUAGGUUGCGAUUGUAAGUUGAUCUUGGGAACCGAAACGGAACUGACAGCUCAAUGUCUCCAAUGAUAAGAUACACAGAUAGAAGAAAUAUGAAAACUAAGACCAUUUAAUGCAACUUACUUUCAAGUAUCGUAUGGAGAGCAAAACAAACUAUGCUCAACUUUAUUUUCAAUAAUUCGCAAAGACUCGCAAGCCCCCAAAUAUCCUAUCGGAUUAACGAAAGUAAAUAACAUAAGCAGAAAAAAACGCACAAGUGUUUGUAAACAAAAACAUAAUUCGUUAAAUUUAGAAACUCAUAAGAAAUAAAUCAAUUUGAAAGCUGAUGGAUUUCAAUAAGAUUGUCGCCGCAGCUGCGUGCCAAACUUACUCGUAUCUCGUUUGAUAUCACCUUCGAGAAGUGUUCAAAACUGUUUCAUUGAUAUGUGAUAAGACUGUGGGCUGGAACGUUGACAUUGUCUUGGACGCCGUGACCAGGCUAGUG
Drosophila nasuta is the source of this 2576-nucleotide messenger RNA. Its product is annotated as brachyurin. NCBI's taxonomy places the organism in Eukaryota, Metazoa, Arthropoda, Insecta, Diptera, Drosophilidae. Gene Ontology annotation, biological process: proteolysis. Bases 408 to 1415 code for a protein of 335 amino acids. The record is from RefSeq and is a predicted model, not a curated record. The transcript has a single exon. Gene Ontology annotation, molecular function: serine-type endopeptidase activity.